AUGACAUCCCAGUGGCGACCGGCCAACGACGAAAUGAACCAGUUCACUUCCCGGAACGAAUUGCCCAUGGAGUCUGAGCUGGGUACGCGACAGCACUCAAGGGCGUGUGAGACAUGCCGUCGGAAAAAGAUCAAGUGUGAAAAGGAAGGCUGUAGUGCAAUAUGCGUGCAAUGUAUGCGCGGUAAUAUGACUUGUGUCUUUUCGGCACAUGAGAAGUGGGAUGAGCCAAGCGACGAGUAUGUGAAGUCUUUGAAAGAAAGACUUGUGAAGGUUGAGUCCUUGUUGAAGACGGCAGGUAUUCUGCAAGAGGAUGAUAUGAGUCAGGAUGAAUUUUCCGAUGACGACGAUUACAAUGGCACGACUAGUCAAGAUGCCCCGUCUGUUUCGGGCCUAAAUCCAAGAAUCCGACCAUCUCUUGUGUUGGAAAGUGAUGAUCUCGAGGGCACGCCCAUCUUUCGAGCGGACGAAAGAGAUGAUUCUCGAUAUUAUGGGAAAUCGUGCUCCAUGUCAAUCUUAUCACGAGCAGGAAUAGAAUGGAUCAAGAGAAAAACUGGCGAUGUCAGCUUCUUGCGAAUCAUCUCCCCCGGAUCCAUCCACGAAAAUCCGUGGAAUCAAUGGCGACCGGAUGUGUUCCACGAUUUGUUCGCCUCGCAAGUUUUCAGGCCUUUGCCUCCAAGAUCUGAAGUAUUCUCUCUUAUGAAAGAUUUCUUUCGGACGGCCAACCGUCUGUUUCCUAUCUAUCUGGAGUCGUCCUUUAUGAAGAUGGUCGAAUGGCAAUAUACGCAGCAGACCUGUGAUGAUUCUGCCCGUUGGGCCAGUAUCAACAUGGUGAUUUGUUUGGCAUACGAAUAUCGGUAUUCGAAUAGCCACAGAUUGGAAAAAGACAAAGAGAAAGCUGAGUCCUAUUUCAAAAAUGCUAUGUCGGUCUUUACGGAAUUAGCUUUGAAACGCACCGAUCUCUUGAGUAUACAGGCUUUGUUGAGCAUGGCGUUCUUCCUUCGAGGGAAUUCUGGCACUCAAUCGUCUUUGCCACUCAUCACUGCGGCUAUGCGAUCUGCUCACCGAAUGGGUCUCCAUCGAGACAUCGCAAGGCCAGAACUCAGUCCAGCUGAACAAGAGGAGAGACGGCGCGUGUUCUGGGUUGCAUUUGUAAUUGACCAAAGUACUUGCUUAAGAAUUGGAAAUGCCCCAUCCCAACAUCAAGAUGAUUUUGAUGUCCCUCUUCCGGAGGAACUAGAACACGACAAGCAUGGCGAAACCGCCAGCAACAUCCCAUUCUUCCGCCAACUCUGUCGGAUGGCACUCAUAAAAAGCCGCAUUUACAGUCGAUUAUACUCCGCCAAAGCGUUGGUAAAACCCCCUGUUGAAAUAUACAAGACAGUCAAAGAACUACACUCAGACCUCGAAGAAUGGAAACGCGACUCCCCAAAUCUCGGUGAGCUGACACUGAAAGUUGGCGAACGCGACUUUCUCUUUGGCUUUGCCUCCAUUGGUCUCCACUUCGUCUAUCACAAUGCUUUGAUUAUGAUUCACCGGGUACCUCUCUUUCUCAACUACGUAAUAACAGCCAGAGAGGAAUCAGAAGAGCUGGAGUCGAUCAGCAAGGCACGUGCAGCCAAAUCAACGGCCAUUGGCACACAGGCCGCUCGGGACACCUUGAAGAUUGUCAAUAGUAUGCCAUGGGGAGACAUCGCAUGGACCUGGUCAUUACUAUAUUACGUGUUCCUAGCAACAUCAACAAUAUUCUCAAGUAUACUGCGGGAUACUCGCAGUUCCAGAGUCCGAGCAGACCUCAAAUCCCUCAACAUGGCCUCAACAUUCUUCGCAACUCUAACCCCAGGCAAUGGAGCAACCGACUACGCCGGCUUCAUGACCCACAUGAGCACAAACCUCGAACGCAUCGCCAAAACUGCAGUCGAGAAAGACGAGAAAAGAUCCCACGCCCCAGACGACGAAGACCAAGAAUACAAACCCCCAGGAUCCAAGAGACACACCUCUCGCACACACGCAGCACACCAUCCAAGACAAAACCGCCGACCCACAACUCUCCGCACAACAAUGACCCCCGACACCGCUCCCCAAUAUCCAACAUCAACGACCAAGCCUGACAGGACGGACAUGAGUAUCCCCAACCACCUAGAAGGUCUUCCACCAGUCAAUUCCUCAGGUUACGUCGUACCUAUGAUUCCGAACGACACCAGCCAACCCAACAACCCAUAUAACCCCAACCAAACCAACAACUACCAAUUAUAUCCCCGAGGAGCUGAGAAUACCUUCUCUGCGCUCCAAAGCCCAGCCUGGCAACUAUCGCAAGACUUCUCCCCACAAACAGGAUCCGGAGGGCUACAGGCCUCAAAUACCAACUCCCCAGACUCCUUCAGCAGCGGCAAUCCAAUCCCCGAAUUCUUCCAGGUGCCCAUAUCAGAGAACUGGGAUUACAGCGGAAAUCUAUUCGCAGGGCUCUUCCCUACAGAAUACAACUUCCCGCCUCCCGUUCCGAACGGGCCUCAACCCGCCGGUACAUAUGACAUGUCGGUGUUGUCUGCCGAGUCGUUCAUUCAUGGUGCGCCUGCUGUCGAGGGCCAUGCUCCUCAGCCUGGUGGGUUUGAUCCCCAGAGUCUGGGGUAUGGGUUUAUGUCACAGGGUCAGGAGGAUCCCAACCAGGGGGCAGAUGCAGUCUGGACUAAUGGAUUGAUGGGACUGUUUUAG
This is a messenger RNA of Penicillium paradoxum, 2709 nucleotides long. Its product is annotated as transcription factor domain-containing protein. NCBI's taxonomy places the organism in Eukaryota, Fungi, Ascomycota, Eurotiomycetes, Eurotiales, Aspergillaceae. The transcript is spliced from 7 exons. Gene Ontology annotation, molecular function: DNA-binding transcription factor activity, RNA polymerase II-specific; DNA binding; zinc ion binding. The record is from RefSeq and is a predicted model, not a curated record. Bases 1 to 2709 code for a protein of 902 amino acids. Gene Ontology annotation, biological process: DNA-templated transcription; regulation of DNA-templated transcription.